This is a messenger RNA of Nycticebus coucang (slow loris), 3349 nucleotides long. RefSeq names its product DAZ interacting zinc finger protein 1 like (gene DZIP1L). NCBI's taxonomy places the organism in Eukaryota, Metazoa, Chordata, Mammalia, Primates, Lorisidae. Gene Ontology annotation, biological process: cilium assembly. The transcript has 16 exons. The record is from RefSeq and is a predicted model, not a curated record. Bases 217 to 2445 code for a protein of 742 amino acids. Gene Ontology annotation, cellular component: cytoplasm; ciliary basal body.
ACUGGGGAGCUGGGUGCAGGUAGCAAAUAGAGUCAAUGCUGGGGUGCUGCUGCUACAUCACGGAACUGGAGCUUCCUGGAGUGCUACGCUUUCACCUGACUCCCACUCUGUCCAGGGCACUGGAGGCUUACUCAGGCCUUCUCUCAGCUCUUUGGCCUGCUGCCGUGGCCUUGGUGGCAUCCUUCUCUGGUGGUCAGCUCAGGUCUUCCCCCGCCCAUGCAGUCCCCAGCUGUCACUGCUGAGGGCCUCAACAGCCCCCUCUUUGGGCCCUACACAUUCCCCAUCUUCAAGUUUCAGCCCCGCCACCAUGAGAGCAUGGACUGGAGGCGCAUUAGUGCCCUGGACGUGGACCGUGUGGUCCGGGAGCUGGACGUGGCCACUCUGCAGGAGAAUAUCACUGGUGUUACCUUCUGUAACUUGGACCGAGAGGUGUGCAGUCGCUGUGGGCAGCCCGUGGACCCGGCACUGCUCAAGGUGCUGCGCCUGGCACAGCUCAUCAUCGAGUAUCUGCUGCACUGCCAGGAGUGCCUGAGCGCCAGCGUUGCCCAGCUGGAGGCGCGGCUGCAGGCCAGCCUGGGCCAGCAGCAGCGUGGGCAGCAGGAGCUGGGACGCCAGGCCGAUGAGCUCAAGGGUGUGCGGGAGGAGAGCCGCCGGCGUCGCAAGAUGAUUAGCACCCUGCAGCAGCUGCUGAUGCAAACAGGUGCCCACAGCUACCACAUGUGCCACUUGUGUGACAAGACGUUCAUGAAUGCCACCUUUCUUCGGGGCCACAUCCAGCGCAGGCAUGCAGGCGUGGCAGAAGGUGGAAAACAGAAGAAGCAGGAUCAGCCAGUGGAAGAGGUGUUAGAAGAGCUACGGGCCAAGCUAAAGUGGACCCAGGGGCAGCUGGAAGCCCAGAGGGAGGCUGAGAGGCAGCGGCAGCUCCAGGAAGCAGAGAUUACUCAUCAGAGGAAGGUAGAAGCUAAGAAAGAAUUUGAUGAAUGGAAAGAAAAAGAGCAGAGCAAGCUUUACGGGGAAAUAGAAAAGCUAAAAAAGUUAUUUUGGGAUGAAUUUAAAAGUGUUGCCAACCAGAACUCUACGCUAGAAGAGAAACUGCGGGCACUGCAGCCCCACACUGUGAUGGAGUCCAACCUCGGGUCUCUGCGGGAUGAGGAGCCGGAGGAGCGACUCCGGCAGUCACAGGAGCUCCAGGCCCUGAGAGAGAAGAUGGAAAGCCAGAAAACAGAGUGGAAGAGAAAAAUGAAGGAACUGCAUGAAGAGCAUGUGGCUGAGAGGAGAGAGCUGCAGGAGGAGAACGAGAGGCUCCAGGCCUCUCUGUCUCAGGAUCAGAGGAAGGCAGCUGCCCAGGCCCAGCGUCAAAUCCGUGCCCUCCGCACCCGGCUGCAGGAACAAGCCAGGCUCAUCGCCUCCCAGGAGGAGACGAUCCAGACCUUGUCCUUCAGGAAGGUGGAGGGGGUCUACGAAGCACCAAAGGCUGCAGACACAGAGGAGGAUUCUCCUGAAGAGCUGGAGGACUCCCGAGACGAGCAGCAGGAGGUGCUGGCAGCCCUGAGGAGUGACCCAACCUUGCUGAAGCAAUUCAAGCCCAUCCUGGAGGACACCCUGGAAGAGAAGCUGCAAAGCCUGGGGAUAAAGAAGGGUGCAAAGGGAAUCUCGGUUCAGACUCUCAGACACCUGGAGUCCCUGCUGAGAGCCCAGCGGGAGCAGAAGGCCCGAAGUUUUUCCGAAUUUCUGAGUCUGAGGGAAAAACUCAUCCAGGAAACUACCAGCAGAUUGAAGGAGAAACAGAAUAGGGCUGCAGUGUCCCAGCGAGACGGCCAGUCUUCAGUCAAAAGCCUGUGGAGCACACUGGUCACCAGAGAGGCUCAGCCAAAGAGCAGGACCCUGCAGGUGGCAUUGCCAUCCAAGUCAGCAGAGCCACCCAUACCAACUCUUCAGAGCCGUGGUAGCAGUGGCACCCGUGGCCCUGGCCUGACCCAGGUGUCCACCCCAACCCCACGCCCCAGAGUGCGUGGACCCUCCAACACUUCUGCUUCUCCAGGGCCUGGGAGGAGCAGCACAUCCCCAUUCAGCUCUGAGGACUCCGAGGGAGGCUCCGUGCAGCACAUGGCUCGUCAGCCCCCACAAGUUCCUUCCAGGGUGGUGGCCCCGCUGGAGGAUGACUGGGCCUGGUCUGACACGGAGACCUCGGAGAACGCCCCGCCCCCUGACCAGGGCUCAGGCGGGUUGGCUUCUUCCAGAACGCUUGUGCGGUCGAUGGUCAAAAACUUGGAGAAGCAGCUUGAAGCCCCGGCAAAGAAGCCUGCUGGAGGGGUCAGUCUGUUUUUAAUGCCCAAUGCUGGGCCACAAAAGGCUGCCACGCUAGGAAAGAAGCCUCAGCUUUCUGAAGAUGAGAGUGACCUUGAAAUCUCUUCCUUAGAAGAUCUUUCCCAGGACCUGGACUAAAGAGAGAAACCCAAGCCCUUGUCUCGCUCGAAGCUCCCAGAGAAGUUUGGCACUGAUCCUUGGAGUUCUGGCUGACCCAGGGUUCCCGGCUGGUAAUCCCAGCUCAGAGCCUGGCUGGCCAGAGGGUCAGCCUUGUCACCUGGCUGGGGCCAGCUCAGGUCCCAACAGAAGAGGCUUCAUGGUCUCUUGUCUUCACCAGCAACCAAGGUUUCUCCUUGGAGAGAAGCAGGGCAAGGAGUAGAUAUGAUCUCUCCCCUCCCUACUACGAGGGGCCCUAUAGAGGGCCCUCCAUGCCUGGCCAGGUGCCCUUGGAUCCCAUGACUUGAGAGGGGUUAUGACAUGAUCCCUGAGUAGUUUCCUUCCUUCACCUCCAUGUCCACUCCAGAGAGAGUUCCUCAGACUCUCUUCCCCAGCAUUUUCUAAACCUGCAAGAACACUAUGGAGAUGGGUUGUAUGUGGGGCUUUUGCGGUCAAUCAGUCAAUCAUUCAGUGGUUGAUCCAAAGUCAAUGCUGAAUGCCUACUCUGUGCUGGGUCCCUCAGCUUCUCACUACUGAGUUGGGGCGCAGGCAGAGGUGCAUGGGGCUGAACGUCUACAGCUAGUGCCAAUCCAGGGUAGUAAUCUAGACGCAGAGGUUAGGAUGUUACAGGAACAGACAUGAAGAAACCCAACCCAUCCUGGGGUGAUCCUGGAGAGUUUCCAAGAGUUGUGAUAUCUGGCAGGUCUGUUCAUGAGUGGAAAGGAAGGAGGACCACUUGUCUGAGACCUCAUAUUCCCAAAGGACCGCACAUUUAAUUUUUGAUACUAUUUCCAAAAUCAGGUUACAUACAUGGCCAUUGUUUUUUUUUUUUUUAGUACAAAGAAAAUUGAUUUAUUAUAUGCAGAUGUUUAAAUAUAGCAUGAUG